Molecule: messenger RNA, 808 nt
Organism: Glossina fuscipes
Lineage: Eukaryota; Metazoa; Arthropoda; Insecta; Diptera; Glossinidae
Gene: eIF1
Product: eukaryotic translation initiation factor eIF1
Exons: 3
Coding region: 323-655 (110 amino acids)
Biological process (GO): translational initiation
Cellular component (GO): eukaryotic 43S preinitiation complex
Molecular function (GO): RNA binding; ribosomal small subunit binding; translation initiation factor activity
Source: RefSeq, a predicted model, not a curated record
UUCACAACCACACAAAGAAAAGAAAUUUUCAUCAUUCAAUUUAUAUCAGUUCGAAUCGAGUACUUAUAAAAAAGUCGAACAUAUACUCACUUCGUUUGAGAACGCAUUGAAUUUUUUAACAACGAUAAAGAAAAAAAUUUCUAGUUAAAAACCGAAUUCUUCAGUUCAGUCAACUACGUGUAAAAAUAAAAAAACUGAGAACAAAAAAUAUAAUUUUAAGUUUUGCUUCUGUCAAAUAAAAACCUUUGCUUUUCGUGAAGAACGUUUAAUUUGCAAAUAGUUUCCCGUAUUUUUGGCGUUAGAAUUUUAUUAGAGUUAUCGUAUGUCCAUUCAAAAUUUGAAUACUUUUGACCCCUUUGCUGAUGCAAUCAAGGGUGCUGAUGAUGAUGUACAAGACGGCCUUGUGCACAUAAGAAUUCAACAGCGCAAUGGUCGCAAAACAUUAACUACUGUACAGGGUUUAUCAUCUGAAUAUGACCUGAAGAAAAUUGUGCGGUCAUGUAAAAAGGAAUUUGCAUGUAAUGGCACUGUAAUUGAACAUCCCGAAUACGGUGAAGUUCUACAGCUACAGGGUGACCAGCGUGAAAAUAUUUGUCAGUGGUUAACAAAGUCCGGCUUAGCCAAACCUGAUCAAUUGAAAGUGCACGGCUUCUAAACUAACGGAACAAAAAUAAAAAAUAAGUAAAUCAAACAAAUACGCAACAACAUCAAUAAAAUAAUAAGAACAUUAAACAAACUCUUACCGUGAAGAAGAAGUAGUAGACGAGCAAAAACAAAGGAAGGAAAGAACUUGUUCAGGUUCCAAAAA